CCAUCUCGCACAUGCGCACUGCAGAUCGGGUAGUGACAAUCGCAACUGCGCAAGUCUCGCUUGUCUCAAACAAGCCUAGUUUGAUGCUACUCAGCUAGCCAGUUUUAGCCGAGCAUGCAGAGCGGUCAGCCUGUCGGACCACCACUGCAGGACCGGAGGAUGCACCACUGACAGUGAUCUGUGAGGAUGAGGAGCCGCAGUAACUCCGGGGUGAGACUGGACGGCUAUGCCAGGCUGGUCCAAGAGACUAUCCUGUGCCACCAGAACCCAGUGACAGGACUUCUGCCAGCCAGUGCCCAGAAGAAGGAUGCCUGGGUGAGGGAUAAUGUUUACAGCGUCUUGGCUGUGUGGGGGCUGGGCAUGGCCUACCGCAAGAAUGCAGACAGAGACGAAGACAAGGCCAAGGCCUACGAACUGGAGCAGAGUGUGGUGAAGCUGAUGCAGGGCCUUCUGCAGUGCAUGAUGAGACAGGUGGCCAAGGUGGAGAAGUUCAAAUACACCCAGAGUACAAAAGAUUGCUUGCAUGCCAAAUAUGAUACUCCCACCUGUGCCACGGUUGUUGGGGACGACCAGUGGGGCCAUCUCCAGGUAGACGCCACCUCCAUUUACCUGCUGAUGCUGGCCCAGAUGACAGCCUCAGGUCUUCGCAUUAUCUCAAACCUGGAUGAAGUGGCUUUUAUCCAAAACAUGGUCUUCUACAUAGAGGCUGCAUACAAAGUGGCGGACUAUGGGAUGUGGGAGCGAGGUGACAAGACCAACCAGGGCAUCCCAGAGCUCAAUGGCAGCUCUGUAGGGAUUGCUAAGGCAGCCCUGGAGGCCAUAGAUGAGCUGGAUCUUUUUGGUGCUCAUGGAGGUCCAAAGUCAGUCAUCCAUGUUUUGCCUGAUGAAGUGGAACAUUGUCAGUCCAUCCUUUGCUCCAUGCUGCCAAGAGCUUCAACUUCAAAGGAGAUAGACGCUGGGCUUCUGUCCGUCAUUUCCUUCCCUGCGUUUGCUGUUGAGGAUGCUGAACUCGUGGCCAUCACUAAGUCGGAAAUCAUAAGCAAACUGCAGGGUCGCUAUGGAUGCUGUCGCUUCAUCAGGGAUGGAUAUCGAUGUCCUAAAGAGGACCCAUCUCGGCUGCACUACGAUCCUGCAGAGCUUAAGCUGUUUGAGAAUAUCGAGUGUGAGUGGCCCGUCUUCUGGACCUAUCUCAUCCUGGACGGUAUCUUUGCUGGAGAUCAAGUACAGGUUCAGGAGUACCGUGAGGCACUGGAGGGCAUUUUGAUCAGAGGGAAGAACGGCAUCAAACUGUUGCCUGAACUUUAUGCUGUACCACUUGACAAGGUGGAGGAGGAGUACAGCAAUCCUCACUCAGUGGACAGAUUAGCCAUGGGGCAGCUGCCGCACAUGUGGGGACAGUCGCUCUACAUCCUGAGCUGUCUCCUGGCCGAGGGCUUUUUAGCACCAGGAGAAAUAGAUCCUCUCAACCGGAGAUUCUCUACGAACUUCAAGCCCGAUGUUGUGGUACAAGUGUGUGUACUAGCAGAGACUGAGGAGAUCCAGGAGCUGCUGAGAGAUCAUGGGAUCACUGUGCAGACAAUGGCUGAGGUUCUGCCCAUCAGGGUCAUGCCUGCUCGCAUCCUGAGCCAUGUCUAUGUCAAACUUGGAAGCUGUAAGAAACUGAAUUUGAGCGGGAGGCCCUACAGACACAUCGGUGUUCUGGGAACAUCCAAAUUCUACGAGAUCAGAAAUCGCUCUUAUAUUUUCGCCCCCCAGUUUCUGGAUCAGCACCAUUUCUACCUGGCACUGGACAACCAGAUGAUCGUGGAGAUGUUACGCACCGAGCUGGCCUAUCUCUCCUCUUGCUGGAGGAUGACAGGACGGCCCACACUCACUUUCCCAAUCACCCGCAGCAUGCUGGUUGAAGAUGCAGACGCGAUUGACCCGUGUAUCGUAUCAACCCUCAGGAAACUGCAAGAUGGCUAUUUCGCUGGAGCAAGGGUGCAGAUGUCAGACCUCUCCAGUAUCCAGACCACGUCCUUCCACACUCGCCUCAGCUUCCUGGAUGAGGAGAACGAUGACAGCUUACUAGAGGAUGAUGAUGAUGAUGAGGAGGAAUAUGGAGAGAAAUACAACAACUAUGUUCCCUUGGAGGGCUCAAAAGACCAGUUUGACCAGUACCUCACCCAGCUGCUCCACAGCACCACCACCAAGAGUCAUCUUCCUCCCAUCCAGAGAGGGCAGCACCACGUCUUCAGUGCUGAACACACCACCAGGGACAUCCUGUCCUUCAUGGCCCAGGUCCAGGGCCUGAACAUGCCAAAGUCUUCCAUGUACCUGCCUGUGACUCCUAUUAAGACCAAACGCCGCAAAGCUCUCAACCUACUUAAUGUUCCUGCUCAACCUCAGCAUGGCCCACAGACAAAGCAGCACAAGCCCCACAGUGCUGCUGACCUGCACCUGCCCAGAGACUCGCAGGGGAACACAGACUUUGCAGCGCUGGUGCGGCAGCUAAAAGAGUGUCCGACGCUGCAGGACCAGGCCGACAUACUCUACAUCCUUUAUAUAAUGAAAGGAGCUGAUUGGCUGGUGGAGUUGUCAGGUCAGGGGCAGGGCGGGGUCAGCGUGCGGUCCCUGCUGGAGGAGCUGUAUGAACAGGCUGGGUCCUCCAAAGAGUGGGGGCUCAUCAGAUACAUCUCUGGGAUCCUACGCAAGAGAGUGGAGGUCCUCGCUGAGGCCUGCACGGAUCUGAUUUCUCAUCACAAGCAGCUGACUGUAGGUCUUCCCCCUGAGCCCAGGGAAAGAGUCAUCACAGUUCCUCUUCCUCCUGAGGAGUUAAACGAUCUCAUCUAUGAAGCCAGUGGUCAGGACAUCAGUAUAGCUGUUCUCACACAGGAAAUCAUGGUCUAUCUAGCCAUGUACGUGCGGUCGCAGCCCGCUCUGUUUGGGGACAUGCUCCGGCUCAGGAUAGGACUCAUCAUGCAGGUGAUGGCCACGGAGCUGGCUCGCAGCCUACACUGCUCCGGGGAAGAGGCGUCUGAGAGUUUAAUGAGCCUUAGUCCUUUUGGCAUGAAGAGCCUGCUGCAUCACAUCCUCAGUGGCAAAGAGUUUGGGGUGGAGAGAAGCGUGCGCCCAAUCCAGUCAACAGCCACUAGUCCUUCCAUCUCCAUCCAUGAACUUGGUCACACUGGAGCCACCAAGACUGAACGCACAGGAAUACACAAACUGAAGAGGGAGAUAAAACAGCUGGAUGACUCUCGGCCUAUCAGUAUCUUCAGCGGCGGUCAUUCCUUGAGUAGCAAUGUCACUUCUCCUCGUUCCACGCGCUGCAGCAGCCCCUCCACCCCCAGUGGUAUCCUGUCCCCGGUGGGCGCCGGCCCGGGUGACGGGCAGUUGCACUGGGAGGAGAGGCAGGGCCAGUGGCUGAGGAGGCGCAGGUUGGAUGGAGCCAUCAACAGAGUACCGUCGGGUUUCUACCAGAAGGUGUGGAAGAUCCUGCAGAAGUGCCACGGCCUGUCCAUCGAUGGAUAUGUCUUGCCCUCCUCGACCACAAGAGAGAUGACAGAGGGAGAGAUCAAGUUUGCAGUGCAGGUGGAGUCUGUCCUGAACCACGUCCCUCAGCCAGAGUACCGGCAGCUGCUGGUGGAGACCAUGAUGGUUCUGGGCCUGGUGGCCGACGUGGACGUGAACAGCAUCGGUGGCAUUAUUCACGUGGACCGCAUCCUGUAUCUGGCCAAUGACCUCUUCCUCAAUGACCAGAAGUCCCACAGUGCCAGUGAUUAUUUCCUUGAGAAAGACCCAGCUACCGGAAUCUGCAACUUUUUCUACGACAGCGCCCCCAGUGGCAGCUUCGGCACCAUGACCUACCUGUCCAAGGCGACCAUCACUUAUCUCCAGGACUUCCUGCCAGGCUCCAGCUGCCUGAUGCAGUGAACAGACUGAACACCUGGAGAGACAAGCUUCAUGGUAAAGAAUCCUCUGGCCCGAGGCAGCAAAGCUUCUCGUUAUCAGCUUAUACAUUUCCUGUGGUGCUUGUGAGUAUUUACUCUUCAAUUCACUCGCCUUGGCAGCUGAUUUCAAACCACUACAUAGGAGUAUAUUUUUCCUUUUUUAGCAACUGGUCUCUGAAUUUAUUUAUUUAUUAAAUGUGCAGCUUGAGUGUGUUUUAUGUACAAUCAUACAUUUUAUGUACAUUUAAUUGAAAAAUUAUAAGCACAUGUAUAUGCUGUUGGUGUUGUGUGUGAGUAUAUUAUUAUAUGAACAGUUAUCUGUCCUGUAAUUAUCUGUUAUAAUUAUACUGAGCCUGGAUGUUUAUAACAGAAAAUAGUUUGAUUUGAAAUUUUUUUUUCUUUAUAGCAAUCAUUUCUAUUUGUCAUCCCUGGUACUUUAUUGUUUAAAGUAUUUAGAAGUCUAAUAAUGUAUUGUGCUUCUGCAGUUGAUAAUCCUCAAUAUCCCAUCAAAUACUAAAAUAAUAUAUCAAUCAUGGAACAUUUAUUAACCUUGAUUUACUUCUUCCCCCACAAAUUAAUAAUUUGUGCAUAUGACUUAACAUUAGUCUUACCUCUGAUAGCAUGCAGGCUCUUUAUACUUUAGUGUUGAUGAUAAUAAAACUAACAUGGUGUGGUAUUUUGUCAACAUUAGGCCGUACGGGAACGAGAAUAAUAGUUUUCCUUGAAUGGCGGCAAUGUUUUUUGUCUUUUUGGAUGUGUUGUUUGUUUUGUACAAUGAAUGAAGACUAAUCCGUCUGUCUGCAUAUGAAUGACACACCAGGGUUUUGUCACUACAUUGCAAGUAAACAUUUAGCAUGUACCUCGACAUAUUCAUGGUGUGCUCAUUUAUGUACAGUUAAAGUACAUUUAUUAUAAAUAUGUAGGGUAAAAGUCUGCCUUAGCAGAGGAACAUAUAAGUGUUCUUUAUGUAUACAAUGUUUAUAAUAUGAUUUGUACAUAAAGAGCGACAUGAAAGUAAAGCCAGAUUUUGGUAAGGAACAAGAGAGGUCCGGAGUAUGUUGAAUAAGGUCUCAGUAAGUGUGAAAAGCAGAGGGAAGACAAAAAGUUGCAAACAACUUUUGUCCCAGUGCUUUGAUUUGAAAAGAAACGACAGCGAACAGUUGAGUAUGACCUAUGUGGAUGCUGACCUAGUGCUGAAAUAUUACAAUAACAAAUAUAAAUAGAAUAUUAUUUAAAAAAAUAUAUAUAUAUAACAUUAUAUUUUACUAUGUUAACAGAUCUCCUUUUUACCCGUUUUAUUAUUUUAACAAUGCACUGUCUACUCAUUUCCAUUAUUACAAUAUGUUUAUGUUCAUGCAAUAAAAAAAUAAUUUGACUAACAA
Molecule: messenger RNA, 5311 nt
Organism: Gymnodraco acuticeps
Lineage: Eukaryota; Metazoa; Chordata; Actinopteri; Perciformes; Bathydraconidae
Gene: phka2
Product: phosphorylase kinase, alpha 2 (liver)
Exons: 33
Coding region: 187-3912 (1241 amino acids)
Biological process (GO): glycogen metabolic process
Cellular component (GO): phosphorylase kinase complex
Molecular function (GO): calmodulin binding
Source: RefSeq, a predicted model, not a curated record